AUGGGUCCAUUUCUUGGGAAAAUGCUUAGGACGGUUCUCCUGUUCUUUUCUUUGUCGUCCAUUCGGGGAGGUAUUUCCGAAGAUGCAUGGACCUGUCGCAAGGAUUACUCGCGUCCAUGCGCAGAGGGGUGGCACCAGGUGAACGCCUCCCGGGAGUGCGUUGCGCCGUUAUCCUACCGAGGGCCCUGUCCUCGUUUCCUCCAAAUGGAAAACAAAACAACAAAGAAAAGGUUGCUCGAAGGGGAGUGCCGUAUUUUCUGGCCGUGCCUAGACCAGUGCGAAAGGAACUACUCUCUCCAGUGCCCCGAACAGUGGGCGCCCGAGGAUGAAAAGACGUGUCGACCCUUGGCCAUUUAUGAAGGAACGUGUCUUCCGUCCCACGAUUUUUCCAAUAUGACUGAUGCCCAAAAGGAAAUUUGGAGCAACAAGUGCGAAACGGACUGGCCAUGCAUGGCGUCGUGCAAGAAGGAUUAUUCUAGAGGAUGUCCCCAAGGAUGGACCAAAGAGAAGGAUGGGAGCUGCUACGCCCCCGUCAAAUACUCCGGACCAUGUCUCUCCCGGAUGUCUUUAUUGAAUGUGGACGAAGAUAUGAAGGUGGCACUUGAAAAGUUGUGUAACGUUAGUUUUCCAUGUGUAGAGACCUGCGACCUGGAUAUGAACGACCCCUGUCCUACCGGAUGGUUCGUAAAAUCGGAUGCCUUCGGAAAUGCUCUGGCAUGUCUGCCCCCAGAUAACUACAGGGGUCCAUGUGGGGAGGAGACCAAACUGAUAGGCCUCACUAACUUGAAGUCGAAAAAGCGCAUGGCAUAUGAGUGUGCAGUCAAGUGGCCCUGUUCUUCAGUUGCCAAUUUGAUCAACUACGAGCAAUUCUGCCCGGAUGGAUGGACGAAGAGCGAACAGUACUGUGUUGCCCCCCACAAUUAUGUGGGUCCAUGUGCGAAGAAAAAAUUAUUUGCAACAUUCGAAAGGGGAAUGAAAAAGGCUUACGCUGAAGAGUGUGAUGUUGAAUGGCCCCUACUAGGGAAGGAAGCGCCUGUCUCAUACCGGAGAGGAUCGGCCCUACGGAAGAGAAAAUAUAACAUUGGUCCCGUUGAACCAUUCACGGGGGCCAUAAUUUCCGGCACUGUGAAGUGA
This is a messenger RNA of Plasmodium knowlesi strain H, 1134 nucleotides long. Its product is annotated as CPW-WPC family protein. The record is from RefSeq and is a predicted model, not a curated record. Lineage: Eukaryota; Apicomplexa; Aconoidasida; Haemosporida; Plasmodiidae. The coding region runs from base 1 to 1134 and encodes 377 amino acids. The transcript has 16 exons.